Echinops telfairi (small Madagascar hedgehog) is the source of this 5032-nucleotide messenger RNA. It is a transcript of the gene CPEB3, whose product is annotated as cytoplasmic polyadenylation element binding protein 3. Gene Ontology annotation, molecular function: mRNA 3'-UTR binding; mRNA regulatory element binding translation repressor activity; ribosome binding. Lineage: Eukaryota; Metazoa; Chordata; Mammalia; Afrosoricida; Tenrecidae. The transcript is spliced from 11 exons. Gene Ontology annotation, biological process: negative regulation of cytoplasmic translation. The record is from RefSeq and is a predicted model, not a curated record. Gene Ontology annotation, cellular component: cytoplasm; nucleus; neuron projection. Bases 134 to 2269 code for a protein of 711 amino acids.
CCUCUCUCCUUACAGUUGUCAAAGUGCUUUUGCCAGAGCGGUCACAUAAUCAACCUGAAAGAAGAAAAUAAAUACUGUACACUUUAAAAUUUUAUCGAUCCUUAAAAACUGGACACUCAAAGCUGCGCAAACCAUGCAGGAUGAUUUACUGAUGGACAAAAGCAAAACCCAGCCCCAGCCCCAGCAGCAGCGGCAGCAGCAGCAACCCCAGCCCGAGCCCAGCGCAGCCGAAGCCCCGUCCACGCCCCUCUCCUCAGAGACCCCCAAGCCAGAGGACAGCAGCGCAGUGCCGGCUCUCAGCGCCGCCGCGGCCCCGCAGGCCCCCAACGGCCCGGACAAGAUGCAGAUGGAAUCGCCGCUCCUGCCAGGCUUGAGUUUCCACCAGCCCCCUCAGCAGCCGCCGCAGGAGCCCGCGGCACCGGGCGCGUCACUGUCGCCGUCCUUCGGCAGCACCUGGUCCACGGCCACCACGAACGCGGUGGAAGACAGCUUCUUCCAGGGGAUCACCCCAGUCAACGGGACCAUGCUCUUCCAGAACUUCCCGCACCACGUCAACCCCGUCUUCGGAGGCACCUUCUCCCCGCAGAUCGGCCUGGCGCAGACCCAGCACCACCAGCAGCCGCCGCCGCCGCCCGCGCCGCAGCCGGCGCAGCCCGCGCAGCCCCCGCAGCCCCAGCCUCCGCAGCAGCGCCGGUCGCCCGCCAGCCCCAGCCAGGCGCCCUAUGCUCAGAGGAGCGCCGCUGCGGCGUACGGCCACCAGCCCAUCAUGACCAGCAAGCCGUCCUCGUCCUCGGCUGCCGCGGCCGCCGCGGCUGCGGCCGCCGCCUCCUCCGCUUCGUCCAGCUGGAACACGCACCAGAGCGUGAACGCUGCCUGGAGCGCGCCAUCCAACCCGUGGGGCGGCCUGCAGGCGGGCCGGGACCCUCGCCGGGCGGUCGGUGUGGGCGUGGGCGUGGGCGUCGGGGUGCCCUCGCCACUCAACCCCAUCUCACCACUCAAAAAGCCCUUCUCCAGCAACGUGAUCGCGCCACCCAAGUUCCCCCGUGCAGCCCCGCUCACCUCCAAGUCCUGGAUGGAGGACAACGCUUUCCGUACCGAUAAUGGUAACAAUCUGUUGCCAUUCCAGGACCGGAGUAGGCCCUAUGACACUUUUAACUUGCACUCGUUGGAGAACUCUUUAAUGGAUAUGAUAAGGACUGAUCAUGAGCCUCUGAAAGGUAAACACUACCCUCCCAGUGGCCCACCAAUGAGUUUCGCUGAUAUAAUGUGGAGGAAUCAUUUUGCAGGACGCAUGGGAAUAAAUUUCCAUCAUCCAGGAACAGAUAAUAUUAUGGCACUUAACACCAGGAGCUAUGGGCGAAGACGAGGUCGGUCUUCUCUCUUUCCCUUUGAAGAUGCCUUCCUGGACGACAGUCAUGGUGAUCAGUCCUUGUCAUCGGGCCUAAGUUCUCCCACGCGCUGUCAAAAUGGGGAACGGGUGGAACGCUACUCCAGGAAGGUGUUUGUUGGAGGCCUUCCUCCUGAUAUCGAUGAAGAUGAGAUCACUGCCAGUUUUCGCAGGUUUGGACCUCUCGUGGUAGACUGGCCUCAUAAAGCUGAAAGCAAGUCCUAUUUUCCUCCUAAAGGCUAUGCCUUUCUGCUGUUCCAGGAGGAGAGUUCAGUACAAGCUUUGAUAGAUGCCUGCCUCGAAGAAGAUGGAAAACUGUACCUGUGUGUGUCGAGCCCCACCAUCAAGGAUAAACCGGUGCAAAUUCGACCAUGGAACCUAAGUGACAGUGACUUUGUAAUGGAUGGUUCUCAGCCUUUGGACCCCAGAAAAACUAUCUUUGUUGGGGGAGUUCCACGACCCCUUCGAGCUGUUGAACUGGCAAUGAUCAUGGACCGUUUGUAUGGUGGAGUCUGCUACGCUGGGAUCGACACAGACCCAGAGCUGAAGUACCCCAAAGGUGCUGGCCGGGUGGCGUUCUCCAAUCAGCAGAGCUACAUUGCAGCUAUCAGUGCUCGCUUUGUGCAGCUCCAACACAAUGACAUUGACAAACGGGUGGAAGUGAAGCCAUAUGUGCUGGAUGAUCAGAUGUGUGACGAGUGCCAGGGCACACGCUGUGGUGGGAAGUUUGCCCCAUUCUUCUGUGCCAACGUCACCUGUCUGCAGUAUUACUGCGAAUAUUGCUGGGCGAGCAUCCAUUCCCGUGCCGGUCGGGAGUUUCACAAACCGCUGGUGAAGGAGGGAGGCGAUCGUCCUCGCCACGUCCCGUUCCGCUGGAGCUGAGCGCAGAGCAGACCCAGCCACAAGUACUGGAGUAGACAACAAGGAAGGAAAAGAGAGGGCACUGCCUCCGGGCUUUACAGUGUUCUGGAAAUCUGUGCAUUCGUUCUCAAUUUUUAAAGAAGAAAUGGGUCUUUUUAUUAUUAUUAUUAUUAUUAUUUACAGUCAUAUUACUGAACUCAGUGUCCAGUAUAAUGCAGAACUGCAGAGUGUAUAACGGUACUGAUUUGCACUUUGAUUCAAACCUUUGUCUGCUUGAUACCUUAAUUUCUUACACCUGACUUGUCACUAGUGACAGUUUGUAGACCGCCAUUCUCAUCAGCGGCCAUCAGGUUGAUGUCUGUGAUUUUUGUUUGUUUGUUUGUUUAUUUGUUGUGUUGUUCUGACUGUUUCUGAACUGGCGCAUGCACUUAUUUUCAGAAGCAUAGAGAGUUGCCGCUAGGAGAAGACUUACCAAAGGUAAUACUCGAGAGUAGGUGGCAGAUGUAGCAAAAACUUUACAACAAUUCAGCAAUCAUUAGUUGGAGUCAUUUAGAGUAAGAAUAACCCUUACUCCCUUACUGAAAAUAAUCCCUAGUUGCUGUGUUUUGACUUGUCAGGGUACCUCAUGAGCUGCAUCUUUAUUUUUCCUUCACGUUGGUUUUUGAUUUGCUGAGGAUGUUGGUUAGAUCUUUUAGUGUUAUGUGAAUUUAUGCUGCAAUAGCUUUUGCUGCUAUUAAAAUGGUAUUAUUAAUACCAUAAUCCUUAUUCAGGCUAAGGUAUCAAUUGAAAAAAAAUCCAACAACACACUUCUGUGACUGAGGGUCCGAGUCAGCUACCGGAAGGAGAGCAGAACAGACCUCAGAAAGCUUCAGCGGAAGGUCAAUAUUCCUGACUGCAUGUUUACUUAAUCAGGUUGCUGCAUGCAAUAAAUUUUAUAUCCACUGUCUAGUAUAAAACCUUCCCACAAUGCACAAAUUAAGAAUCUAUAUAAGCUAUAUAAGCUAUAAAAUACUCAUUUUUUAAAAAAAAUUUUUUUCAUUCAAAAAUUGGUAAUUGACUGGAGGAAGGCAUGCCUCAGUAAAUGGAAUGCUUCUGACAUUAGGAAGAGCCCAUAACAGAAUGACCUCUGUUACAACCAAUAUACAACCUAGGUGUAGGGUAUUCUUAAAGCAAAAUUGUGGAUGGUAGAUUUAAGUACUUUGCGGUGCUCUGUUAUAUAGUGUGCAAUUUAUUUUAUAUAGUAAAGUGAUUAUGUCUAACUGUGAUCAAAUAACUGUUUAAAAGCCUCUGUGUCAGACAUUGACAAAUUUGACAGUUCAUAACUGGUAUCUUACUAACACAUGAGCUCUUAGUUACAAUCUCCUAGUGCUUGCACCAUUUUACAUAGCUUCAGACCUUGUCCAGAAAACCAAAGAGCUCAUCUUAGCUUACAAACACUAGGAAUAUGUACAGUAUCUAGAGAUCAGUUGUCAGAUUGACAAACUAGGCACAUUUUAAAGAACGUUGGGAAAUGGUGAUGCUAAAGAAAUGUCUGUGCACAGUAAGGUGAUCUGGGCAGAGUUGGUUGUCUGGGUGUGAAAUUAACUACUUACUUAAUCCCCUGGAUUUAUCCUGUAAAGCUUGAAUAGAAUUAAGACCUGCUAGCACUACCGUGGACAUUUUUUAGCAUUCACUCUUGGGCUACAGAUAGUAAUAUAUAACACACACAGUGGUUGUGAGACUAUGUAAAUCUCUUUUUACCUGCUUCCUCUGGUUUGGAAUUCUGGGGACAAUCUGACUGGGUGCGACACUGCAGACUAGAUUUCCAGUGCUGUUUCAUGUGCUGUGAUGUCCCGGUUCUGUCUUAAGUUACACUUGCUGGCCUUUGUUUAGUUUUGUCUCUCCACUGUUUCGUUGCAAUCGCCAGUUCUCAAACUAUAGUUUGUUUUCAAAAAGGAAAAACAAAAUAGUUUUUUACUGGAUUAAAAAAAAAUGCUUCUCAGAAUUCUCCCCGUUUGCGGUUCUCCGGGCCUUCUGGUGUUACCGCCUCACGCGGCCCACGCGCGGUGCUUCUGCUCGUUCCUUUUGUCCGUGUCUGUGGUUUCUUCUUCGGUGUGAGAGAUUUUGUUCUGCACGGCUACUUUUUGUAUUCUAGACAGUUUUCAAAAGUUGGCUGAAGAUUAUUGUUUGUUUGUUUUUAAGGAAAAAGGCAUGCUUUCUGACUGACAUGAUCUUUUGCAAUACCUCAAUUUUGAAAUAUAGGAAAGAAAAUGAUAUUUUCUAAGUAAGUUUAUUCAGAAAAAUAUAUAUUAAUUUAAUUCUGCAAGAAAAAUGAUUUAACAGAUGGGUAACUUUAUUUUUUUCAUGCUUAUUUGUGUUUUUUGAAAAUGAAGUUAGAGCUUUAUAACUAUAAUAUUAAAGAUCAUAUCUAACCUACAGAAAUCUACCUAAUUAUGUGAAAGAAGCAAAACUUUUUGAAGAAGCACCCCUCUUUCAUGUAUUAAAAUAAUACGGAGAGAUUUUUAAAAAGCUGGAAGAUUAUACAGAAUAAAGCUAAAGUACAGGUGAAAGCAACAACAACAACAUUGUCAUGAAGAAUAGGUUACACAAACUAACUCCAUUUGGUGCUGAAAGUUGUGAAUAGAUGGUGGAAACUACUUUCCCUUAAUUUGUAUAUUUAUAAUCAAGCGUUGAUUGUGCACGACUGACCAGGAUUGUGAAAGAGUUCUUCUGUUUGUAUUUUUUUAAAGAGAACUUUUUUAGUUUAUUAAAUUAUAACAUGUUCCCUUUUGUUUUGUAAAUAAA